Messenger RNA from Coccidioides posadasii C735 delta SOWgp, 1457 nucleotides. RefSeq lists its product as uncharacterized. The record is from RefSeq and is a predicted model, not a curated record. Gene Ontology annotation, molecular function: snRNA binding; mRNA binding. NCBI's taxonomy places the organism in Eukaryota, Fungi, Ascomycota, Eurotiomycetes, Onygenales, Onygenaceae. Gene Ontology annotation, cellular component: precatalytic spliceosome. Gene Ontology annotation, biological process: mRNA splicing, via spliceosome.
CACCAAACGGCCAUCAUCUUAACCCAUCAUUCUCUUAUCUGCUUUGGCUGUAUUUGUGGAUUGUGUCGAAUUGAGUUUCUUAGAUUUUACUCUGGCCAUUAGUCUGGUUGUGUGCCAGCUCAUAUAGCAUCUUCUCCUCUUUGCCUCUAUCACUCUUAGAAUCUCUACAUCAUGUCUCGCAGUGGUACCACUCUCUAUGUCACCGGCUUUGGCCACGGAACUCGUGCACGAGAACUUGCCUACGAAUUCGAACGAUAUGGCCGCCUUGUUCGGUGCGAUAUUCCGGCUCCUCGGACUGCUGCUAGUCGUCUCUUUGCGUUUGUUGAGUAUGAGAGCCGACGCGAUGCAGACGAUGCUUAUCACGAAAUGCACAACAAACGUAUUGGUCGGGACGAUGUUUUGAAGAUCGAGUGGGCUCGUACACCGCCUUCUGCGUCGUGGCGUUUUGAUUCCGGUCGCGAUCGACGCCGUGAUCGCACUCCACCCCGUCGAGUGCGCUCGCCUUCUCCUCGCCGUGGCAGAGGUGACUAUUCUCCCCGCAAGGAAGAUCGUCGUGAUCGCGAUUACGACCGCAGAGAUCGCGAUCGCUCUCGGAGCCCCGAUGACCGUGAUCGUGAGCGUGAUCGGGACCGCGAGCGUGAUCGUGAGCGCGAUCGGGACCUCAGAGACGAUCGCGAUAGGCGAGAUGAAGAUCGCGAGAAUGGGACAAAUGGUGAUGACAGGAAAGUUCCCUUGGAUUCUCCCACCCCUGCUCAUGACGAGCUAGAUACUGCUGAGUAGGUCAAGCCGGUUAAACGGUAGUUGUGCCCUAGUUCCUACCGAGGGUCAUUACUCCUGUGCACGCGUCUCUAACCCAAUCACCGACUUUGAACGAUGAUUCAACCAUCCUCGGCGCACAUUCGUGGAAGGAUAUUGAAAUAUUACCGUCGUAUCCAAUAAAGGUCAUGCCCCAGUUUCUUUCCCUAUUCGCUUCGAGCAGUCUGUCUCAUUCUCCUUUCCUGCGUUUGUUUUUAUGUUUGCUUGCCGGUUAUUACACGUGGCAUAUUUCUUCCAAGCCAAAGAGCUCGGUAGUGUAGGUCUUCUCCCAUUCGGUGGUAUACAUUUAUUGAAAUAGUGAUAUUUCCGACGGGUUUCUCGCGAAAUAUCCGUCUUUAUCCCUCGCCCGCGGCCCUAUCGUCGUCGAUGCUUGUUGUCCGUCCUAACUGUCAUUCUUUGGGUGUGAAUCAUCAAUGGCGGUUUGUCUUCUUAUCUAUGUGUUUUUGCUCUGUUUCAUCUAGUCGUAGGAUUUAAUUGUUUUCGGGCUGAAAAUUGUCAUACCCAUGCGUACUGCACAUUUCUCUCUAGAGCCGACCUUAGCUGGCCUGCAUCACCUCUUUUAGACAGCUCUGGAUGGAUGUCGAGUCAGUGGGUACUACGUACUUUGUUCUCUGGAGUUACUCUUUGAAUCUUCCAUACAG